AUGGAGAGCGCCAAAGAGGAGGCUGGCAACCUGGCACUGGAGGAUGCCCCUCCGGAGGCUGGGAUCGUGGCAGUGAUCUCUCAGGAGAUGGUGCCGCGAGGGCCUCCAACUACGUACGGACCUCACCGGAGGGAGGAAUCCAGGAAGAAGGAUGGAAAAGGGGUUGGGGGGCAUCCGGCUCCCUUGGUAAACCCUUUCUGGUCGCAGACGAUGAAGGAUGAGGCUAUGCUGAGAGCCAUGCGACCAUCUUCCCUGCCCCAGGGUUCGGCACCAUCGAUGAGCGAGGCAGCCACCGAGGACCCGAUUGGAAUGGACCUCAAAGACGUGAUGAAAGCCGUCAUGGCACAGAAUUCGAUGCUCAAAAGGGAGCUGGCCGACCUGAAGAAGAAGGUUGAGGACUCCAACAAGGAGAAGGACCGGGGUUUCAAGGAGGUCCGCCACCUGCUACUCCGGAGGAGGAGAAGAGAACGGGAACAGCUGCCCUUGGAGCAAUUCCAGAGUUUCCUGGAAGGGGAUAUGGGGGACUACAUGAACCUGUCCAUCGACCUUCGGGAGAUUUUCAUCAAGCUGGACGGGGACCCCCUCCAGUACCUGAGUCGUGGCUUGGAGCUCUUCAGGCAGGCGGCCAUGGAGGGCGAGACCAUGAGAAGGAAGAGUUUGAGACUCCACACCAUGGAACCCCAGGAGGGCUUGGACCUGGUCGUGGAGGACUACCGGAUUGCGCGGUGA
Molecule: messenger RNA, 729 nt
Organism: Durusdinium trenchii
Lineage: Eukaryota; Dinophyceae; Suessiales; Symbiodiniaceae
Source: the annotation of a GenBank genome assembly